AAUUGUCAGUGCGUAUUUACCAAUUUUUUAUCGAUAAAGUUGAUUGUUUCCUUAAUAUACUGUCAAAAGAUCUUAAAUCUGUAAUAACAUUUAUUAUAAAUAUAAUUGUUGUAUCGAAAGCAAGUUAACAUCGAGCCAGUUAACUUUCCCGACUCGGUGCGCAGCAGCCAUGUGUGAAUAGUUAUUAUAACCGUUAGGAAUUUAGGAUGCUGCCGGGCAUCGGAGUCUUCGGGACUGGCUCAGUCGCCAAGGUGCUUGUACCAUUUCUGAGAGAAAAAGGAUUUGCUGUCGAAGCAAUAUGGGGUGUCACCCUGCAAGAGGCCGAGGCUGUCGCCAAAGAACUCAAAAUACCGUUCUUCACUAACAAAAUCGAUGAUGUCCUCUUAAAGAAGAAUGUGAACCUUGUGUUCAUUGUUUGUGCUCCUAAUUUACACGCUCAGAUUUCUGUAAAGGCCUUGGGCAUCGGCAAGCAUGUCGUUUGCGACAAACCAGCUGGGCUUUGUCAAGCUGAAGCUCUUAAAAUGGUGCGCGCCGCCCAGUACUACCCCACUCUGAUAUCAAUUAUCAACCAUUCACUGCGAUUCUUGCCUGCGUUCAGCCACAUGAGGAAAUGUAUCGAAGAGGGUUAUCUUGGAAGUCCAGAUGAACUAACUCUGAUGGAUGUAAGAGUACAAAUGGGCUCUUUAUUAGGGGACACAUACAACUGGUUGUGUGAUGACACUAUGGGAGGUGGUACACUAACGUUAGUUGGCAGUCAUGUCAUAGACUUAGUUACGUUUUUAACUGGACAGAAAGUUGUUAAAGUACAUGGAGUAUUGAGAACAUUUGUUGAGGAGACUACCAAAGUCAAUGGCAUCAGAAAAAUAACAGCACCUGAUUUCUGCACAUUCCAACUGCAAAUGGAUAAGGGUUUGUUGGUGACGGCCACUCUUAACAACCACUUGCCAGGGCCCUGCUUCAACCAAGAGAUAUACAUGUGUAGUAAGAUGGGUUAUUUGGUUGUCCGAGGUGGGGAUUUACAUGGUAGACUGCACAAACCUAAUUCAAUAAAAAUAGAGGAGGAGAGCAAAAGAGGCCAUGAGAAAGAGGAGGUUAUUUAUGUUGAUGUGGAAGACCUGAGUUGUGCGUCUAGUGUCAUUCCCAAGCCGUAUAUAAAAGGCUUAUGUAAAAUGAUUAGUGCUUUAAAAGAAGCCUUCUUGCCUGUGAAAGAGCAAAUGGAUUGGAUAAAAGAACCAGUAAGAGCUGCUGCUACAUUUGAGGAUGGGCAGAGGGUGCAGGCGGCAAUGGAAGCCCUCCGCCAGUCAUGUGAAGAUGGCUGUUGGACUUCAGUGCAGUUGUUGACGGAGCCCCCAGAUCCCAACCCGGCUCUGUCAGCUGCAGUUCGCCGAACUGCUAUAUCUUUACAAUAGAUUUGCAUUUACAGUAGCUGAAAAUAAUCUAUCAUAUUUUUUCAGAUACAUUUGCAUAUUUUUUUUGGUAAUUUCUCAAAAACGGCUCUAGCGAAAAGGGCAAUUCGAUCAAACUAAGGUACAUUUGUAAAAUAAUUAGUUUGCCUGGUAGCCCGUUGGGUAUUAAAUUGUAAAGUAAUGAACCAAUUUAAUUUUCAAACCAGGCGAAAGAGGGUGAAAAAUCGAACCAUCUAGGUUUUAUUGUUGGUAAGAUUCGCUUUUGAGUGUCCUCAAAUAAGAAAUUCGAUAUUUAUAACAUACUAAUUGGUGUGUGUGUGAAGUACCCAAUCCACGUGCAGUGGGACGUAUGUAUAUUUAUAUGAUUGUGAUGAUGAUACAAUCAUUGUUUACAUGAUAUAAAGCCUAAUUUCACGAAUUUUCGAAUAAACGCCUUCACAAAAAUAGGAAUAUGAUAGAUUUUGUGCACUGUAAAUCAAGUUAUGAUAUGCCAUUAUCAAGUACCUUUAUUACAUUGUAAGCAUAUUAUUUUGUUAAUGUGUAUUGUUCCAUGUAUUAUUUUGCCUGUCUGCCAUGCUAAUUUAAAUGGGUAGGUAGGUAAAAGGCAAAGAUUUCCUAUGAAAUCUUACAGCAUUCAGUAUUCUGUUCAGUUAUUUCCAAUGUCUUGUAAGGUAUUAUUUUGCAGUUAUGCACAGUAUUAUAGUGGAUGAGGAUGAUAAAAUUUCAUCCAGUCACAGUCAUAUUAAAGAAGUAAUUUACUAAUAGGGGAUAUUACUGCAAUGUUCUGCCACCAGAGUGCAGCACAAGCCUUUUUAGUAAACCAUAGAGUAACUUAUACAUGUACCUUUAACAGGUUUUUGACAAGUUCUCAGAGAUCAAGGCGGUUUGUUUACAGAGGACCCACUGGGAAACGCGAAUCCGAGAUUUCGCUAUCUGCCUCUUUAUCGCUCGAAUAUGCAAGUGACAGAGAUGUUAGAUAACGAAAUUUCGAUUUUCUUGUUUCCCAAUAGACCCUCAUCAGAUUGUGGUAGUGGCGCCCCCAACGCAGAGUUUCGCGUAAUAUGCCCUAUUAAAUACCUAUCAACAUCAUAGUUUCUAAGUUUUAUACAGUUAGGUAAUGAUCACUAAAAAAUAUUACUUAUAAGGCCAACACAGACAGUCUGAUAUUGUUAGUUUUCAUUUGACAUGCAAUUACUGGCCAGCCUUUUUUUAAAUAAAUAUUUUAUUUAAAGAAAAGCUACAGCUCGAAUGUAGUCAAGUCUGUCUGUCCUUAGAUCUGGGUCAAUCAAUAAAAAUUACCUGUAUUUUUGUAAUAAUGAACCAAGUUUUCAUUUGAAUUCUCAUUAUUAAUAGCAUGCUAAAAAUUGCCUUGUUAAUUUAACAUAAUUUGGGCUAUUUUAAGUAGAAUUGUGCUGUUCCCAGUAACAUUUCCCAUUUUGUAUGGGGAAUGUUGACCUCAUACUUGAAACAAAAACGCAUCUCUACUAUAAAAAUUACAGUUCAAUAUUGAAUGACUAGAAAGGAAUGCCAAAUGGUCAAAGGGUUAAACAGAUGUAUUCACUGUGAUAGAUA
This is a messenger RNA of Cydia strobilella, 2978 nucleotides long. RefSeq names its product glucose-fructose oxidoreductase domain-containing protein 1. Gene Ontology annotation, molecular function: nucleotide binding. Bases 207 to 1409 code for a protein of 400 amino acids. The transcript has a single exon. The record is from RefSeq and is a predicted model, not a curated record. NCBI's taxonomy places the organism in Eukaryota, Metazoa, Arthropoda, Insecta, Lepidoptera, Tortricidae.